AUGUUGUUUUGGGAUAAAGCACGCAUGACGUUCAAGAUUUGUGUGGUGUUUUUCUAUGACCAGUGGGCGAUCAAGAUGCAGUUUUUGAAACGUCAUUAUAAACUUUGGAUUCGUGGACGUGGGGUUGUAGCGUUACAGUGGGAAGCUGGAGCUGAGACGGAAGAACGCGUGCAGUGUGUUGUUGUGGCGGAGAGGAAUAUUUUGAAGAAGGCAUUGGAAAGACAACCACAGUUGUUUACGUUUCCCCAUAGUUUGAAGAUUGAGGUGACGUACGAGGAACCUCAGCGCUUGCCGACUUCGGAUCAAUUGCGCUACCUUCCAUCGAAAACGAUUACUACCCGGGACUUGCACUCUGCAACACCUACCUGGCAAACUGUGGUUCAAGCUCAGGCACUACCGAACAAGAAGCUCAACCGUGGACAACGCACGCUUAGUGAAGCAAGAACGACAUCAUCCGCGUAUCGGUAUUCGCCCUUGGCCGAGUUGGUAUCCGGACAUGCUGACAUUUACGGCGUUGUCGUUAAUAUAACGCUUCCCAAGAAAACUGCUGGACGUGAUAUGGUCAUGACUGUGAGUGUGACGGAUGAAAGUUGCUCUACACGCGCUGACGCUAUCCAGAUCAAUGUGUUCUACCCUACCAUUGCUCAAAUGCCUAAGAUCAAGUAUAUUGGAGACAUCAUCCGUUUUCACAAAGUCAAAGUCCAGGAAUACCAAGGCAACAUUCAAGGCCUCAGUCUACCACGUAUAACACGGCACCUUGUUCUUCGGGAAAGUGAUGACGGAAAACUCGAGCAGCUAACAUGCUCGAAAACAUGGACCUUCGAAUCUUCAGAUGUAGAGCGUACGCGUCAACUUCAGAAAUGGGCUAGGAAGAGUUUGGCCGAGGAUACUACUUUACCUCAAGGAUGUUCACAGGCACCGAAGCUGCUUACCGAACUGAAGUCCGCAGAAGGUUUUAUUGACCUCGUGGUACGCGUCUUACAUUUGGAUGACAGCGAAGAGCCAACUCGAGUAAUUAUUUGGGACGGUUCAGGAAACAUGGCCGAGUCAGAUCGGACUCUAGUUUGUGCCUUACAGAAAGAAGGCGCUGGUGUGCCGGCCAACGGGAUUCUGAAAGAAGUCAUCAUGUCGUCCUGCUGGUCUGUUCUGCGUGAUAUGGGAUUCGUCGACGGAAUGCUCACACACUGGUGUCGCUUCCGCAAUCUAGCAGUGGGAAAAGAUGAGCCCAUUACCGGGGCUACUAUAGCUCUAGCAAGAAACGAGAUCCUUCGGUUUCGGGAGGUGACAUCACUUGUGAUGAUGCCUGAGUACAUGCCGGAAGUGCAAUGCCGUCUCUCAUUAGCGAGCAAGCUUAACUCUGAUAAAGUUAUCCGUGUCCAACCACGUGCGCUUACCCCAGCUGAGACACAUCGUCCAAGUCAAAGCCAACGAUCUCUCUCGGAUAGCCCCGUCAAGGUUACUACCGUCAUCCCCGUUCGUAUCCAAAACAAUGUACCGGUGACUCCGCUGCGAGAGAUCAUGAACUCCCGACAAACCCCUCGGAAAUUUCAUUGCUGUGCUCGUGUCCGCAGCAUUUGGCCAUCGGAUGUUGAAAAGAUCUGCAAGCCCAAGCCUGGGAAAAGUGGCGAGUCCGUUUAUACCUUCGCUUUGACAGUCGAAGAAGGUUGUGAUUCCCUGAACCUAAUUGUGUACGGCAAAGAUGCGGAACACUUUCUUCACGGCAUUCCACCAUGUGAUCUCAGCAAAAGUACCAACUCCAAGGCAUUAUUGAAGAACCGCCUCGGUGCGCUGUUGGACGCUCCCAACGCUUUCCAUUGGUGCAUCAAGUCCUAUACAGUGUCGUUGCCACCGGCUACUAGAAAUUCUGAUGGUCCAACAACCGCGAUUCGUUAUCGCUUGUUCGACACACUGCUUCAAUGCUUGUAA
Molecule: messenger RNA, 1926 nt
Organism: Peronospora farinosa
Lineage: Eukaryota; Oomycota; Peronosporomycetes; Peronosporales; Peronosporaceae
Source: the annotation of a GenBank genome assembly